Molecule: messenger RNA, 1408 nt
Organism: Pterocles gutturalis (yellow-throated sandgrouse)
Lineage: Eukaryota; Metazoa; Chordata; Aves; Pterocliformes; Pteroclidae
Product: low-density lipoprotein receptor-related protein 1B-like
Exons: 8
Molecular function (GO): protein binding
Source: RefSeq, a predicted model, not a curated record
AUUAGGCAUCUUCGUGGUUUGGCAGUAUUUGAAAACUAUUUAUAUACAACUAAUUCAGAUAACCUCAGCAUUUUACGAAUAAACAGAUAUAAUGGCACUGAUGUCCAGUCUCUUGCUAGACUUGACAAUACUAAAGAGAUCCGUGUAUACCAGAAAAGAACUCAAACAGCAGUCAGAAGCCACGCAUGUGAAGUGGACCCAUCUGGAAUGCCGGGGGGAUGUUCACACAUCUGUCUGCUCAGCAACAACUACAAAGCACGAACUUGUCGCUGCAGGACUGGCUUCAUCUUGGGGAGCGAUGGCAGGUCAUGCAAAAGACCAAAGAAUGAAUUGUUUCUUUUUUAUGGGAAGGGACGCCCAGGAAUAAUACGGGGAAUGGACCUGAAUACCAAAGUAUCUGAUGAAUACAUGAUCCCUAUAGAAAACUUGGUCAAUCCUCGUGCUCUGGACUUCCAUGCUGAAACCAAUUACAUUUACUUUGCUGAUACUACCAGUUUCCUAAUUGGACGACAGAAAAUUGAUGGCACAGAGCGAGAAACAAUCCUCAAAGAUGAUCUUGAUAAUGUCGAAGGCAUAGCAGUGGACUGGAUUGGAAAUAAUCUUUAUUGGACAAACGAUGGCCAGAGGAAAACGAUUGCUGUAGCCAGACUGGAAAAAGCUGCUCAGAGCAGAAAAACUUUGUUGGAGGGAGACAUGUCCCACCCUAGAGGAAUUGUUGUUGAUCCUGUCAAUGGCUGGAUGUAUUGGACAGACUGGGAAGAAGAUGAAAUAGAUGACAGUGUGGGAAGAAUUGAGAAGGCAUGGAUGGACGGCUACAGUCGGCAGAUUUUUGUAACAUCAAAGAUGCUAUGGCCAAAUGGUUUAACUCUGGACUAUCAUGCCAAUGUAUUGUACUGGUGUGAUGCCUAUUAUGAUCACAUUGAAAGGAUAUUUUUGAAUGGCACUGACAGAAAGGUAGUCUACAAUGGAAAAGAUUUGAAUCAUCCUUUUGGGCUAUCGCAUCACGGAAAUUGUAUUUACUGGACAGAUUACAUGAAUGGAUCAAUUUUCCAGUUGGAUCUGGUUACAAGGAAUGUGACACUGUUAAGAAGUGAGAAACCACCUUUGUUUGGGCUCCAGAUUUAUGAUCCACGUAAACAGCAAGGUGAUAAUGCUUGUCGUAUUAAUAACGGAGGCUGCAGCACUCUUUGUUUAGCCAUUCCUGGAGGCAGAGUUUGUGCCUGUGCUGAUAACCAGCUUUUGGAGGAAAACAAUACAACCUGCAUGAUUAAACAUGGGGAAGUGCUACCACAAUUGUGCAAAGCUGACCAGUUUCAGUGUAACAAUAAGCGCUGUAUCCAGGAUCGCUGGCUCUGUGAUGGGGAUGAUGACUGUCUGGAUGGCAGUGAUGAGCAUUCUGACAUUUGCU